Molecule: messenger RNA, 4402 nt
Organism: Schistocerca serialis cubense
Lineage: Eukaryota; Metazoa; Arthropoda; Insecta; Orthoptera; Acrididae
Product: zinc finger protein 234-like
Exons: 8
Coding region: 120-1889 (589 amino acids)
Cellular component (GO): nucleus
Source: RefSeq, a predicted model, not a curated record
UGGUUUUGAAUGCAUCUGCUGGUUCUGCGAUACUGUCACCUUUCGUGUACUGUGUGGUCAGCAGCAACCUCGUGGUGUUGUGGAAAUUUGUGUGUGACAUUUUCCAGACUGUAGAAGCGAUGGACCAGGAGCCAACUAAGUGGAUAAAAAAAGAGGAAACUCAUGAAGUACAAACUGAGUUACACUUCAUAUUUCUUGAAGACCCUUUAAAGGCUGGCGACCCUAGUGUUUGCGUAAAGCAAGACCCUGAACUGAAACGCCAUGCUUCUGGAUCUGAGCAUAAUUCUGUUGAAGAUCCAUUGGGAAUAUCUUUGUCCACUGAUUUUAUCAAGGAGGAUCCUGAAUUAAAUAUAACUGAGAAUACUGUGGAAACCUCAAUAAGAUGUGCAUCUGAUAGUGCAAGAUUUACUCGGACUAGUGGUGGGAGGUGCAGCAUAUCAUGUGAAGAACCUUGUCACCAUAGACUGGUCCAGGAUGAAUUGGUGAUAGACAUGGAGAAGUCAACACAUGGGUUCAGUACCAAUACAGAAGAUAUGACUGUUGAUAAGGAAUGCUCAGUUGCCAUCCAAUAUGACUGUAGUACGAGGGAAAAGGAAUUACAUGUAUAUAGCUGUAAUUUCUGCCAACAGAGCUUUUCUUCAAAAUACAGACUCAUAAUGCAUGUGUUUAUGCACAUUGGUGGAACGCAACCACCUUCGUAUGUUUGUAAGUGGUGUGGUGAGGUAUUUCACAGUAAUGUUGGCUUGAAAAAGCAUAUGAGAAUGAGUGAGAAUUGUCGAGUUUUAACUGCAGACAGUCAUGAAAAAUAUGGACAUAGUGAUGAGCAUCAAACCACUACCUCGUUGGAUAGCGAGGCAGAAGUUUCUGUCACAGAACACAAUGACCAGUCUUCAUGUAAGGAAACUUGGAAAGAUUCAAACAAGCCCUCUAAUGACAUAUGUAACACACAUAUGACAAAUGAUAGAGAGAAAACAAGUAAUUAUGGAACUUUGUCUAUAGCUGUUAAUGUCAGUGCCCAGGCUGAUCUACUUACUGCAAACAGAACUCACAGAUGUGGCAUUUGUGGCAAAUUGUUUGCUAGGGUUGGUGUUCUCAACAGACAUGUUUCCAUUCAUACUGGGAAAAGACUUCACAAAUGUGAUAUUUGUGACAAAUGGUUUGCCCAGUCACGUUAUCUAAAGGCUCACACAUUAAUUCACACUGUGAAGAAACCUUACAUGUGCAAGAGUUGUGGGAAAUCUUUUACUAUGUUAGGUGAUCUCGAGAAACAUUCAUUAAUUCACACUGGAAAUAAACCUCACAAAUGUGAGAUUUGUGGGAAAUCUUUUACUAAGUUAGAUAAUCUCAAGCAACACUCAUUAAUUCACACUGGAAAGAAACCUCACAAAUGUGAGAUUUGUGGGAAAUCUUUUACUAGGUUAGGUGAUCUCAAGCAACAUUCAUUAAUUCACACUGGAAAGAAACCUCACAAAUGUGAGAUUUGUGGGAAAUCUUUUGCUGCGUCAGGCUCUCUCAAGAAACAUUCAUUGAUUCACACUGGAAAGAAACCUCACAAAUGUGAGAUUUGUGGGAAAUAUUUUACUAUAUUAGGCAAUCUUAAGAAACAUCUAUUACUUCACACUGGAAAGAAACCUCACAAAUGUGAGUUUUGUGGGAAAUCUUUUACUAUGUUAGGUGAUCUCAAGAAACAUGUAUUAAUUCACACUGGAAAGAAACUUCACAAAUUUGAGAUCUGUGGGGAAUCUUUUUCUACAUCAGGUGAUCUCAAGACACAUGCAUUUCAACACACUGGAAGUGGACCUCACAAAUGUGGUAUCUGGGACAAAAGUUUCACUUACUUGGAUACUCUCAAGACACAUGCAUUCCUUCACGUCAGAAAGAAAUUGUAAGUAUGUGUUAGUUUAUGCAAAUAGGUUUUCGUGGUUGGUGCCCUCAAGGCCUAUAAAAUAAUGUAUGUACCAGGGGACAAUAAAUUGUACUUUCGGCGAAAUAACUUUAAAAUCUGGUAGAAUUGUGAAAAAACUUGUAAUGAUGCGUACUAUAGAGUGCUAACAGAUGUGACAAAAAAUUCAUAUCUGUAGCUUCAGAUGUCAAGAAAUGGUAUUACCAAAUACUCAAGAAACAUGAAUCAAAUGUGUUUUUGUCAUUAGCACUGCUGCUUUUUCCUAUUGAUCUUGCGACAAGAAGAUUGUGAAUUGUGAUAAAUCCUUACAUUUGUCAGUAAUCAUAAGUAUCUUGCAAUAUUCAGUAUAAGGCCAAGGAAAUGUGAUGACUUGCUGCUUAAUAUUCCAAACAAAGUCAUCAUGUAGUACUUGUAACUGUAUUUUAGAAACAGUGACAGUAAAAAUAUAUUCAUGGCACUAGCUUCAUUGAGACUAGUAAACUCAAAACUGGAGAAACAUGAUUAUAACAAUUAUUUUACUCAGAUAUGUUUUCUCAAGAGACAUGGUGUGUCAUUAAUAGUGUGUACAUUUAUGUUCUGUUGGUACUAAUCCUGCAUUAGUAAACAUAACAACAAAUAUAAUAACCUGCUUAAUAGCAUGUUUGGCCGCCUUUGGAAUACAGUACUUUGACAAUUCUACGUGAUAUGGACUUGACACAUCAUUUACAUGCUUCUGGGUGUAUGUUGCACCAGUUGUAUUCCACACGUUCAGAUUACCUAAAUGGUAUGGUCAAGACAUCAGUGUUAGUUACCAUGCUACUCAGACCAUGCACAUGUGACAUGGACAAUUAUCCUGCUGAAAGAUGCCUCCACUAUGGGAAAGCACACCAGGAAUGAAGGAAUGCAUGCAGUUGCAAUGAAUGUCACGUAGUCUGCAACUGUCAUGAUGCCUUCUGUUGCUAACAGGUGUCCCACAGGAGCCAAAGUGACUGCCCCCAAAGCAUAAUGGGCCCUCUAUUUGGUGCCAUUCAUUUAGAUGAUAGCAUACCUGGAUGUGACUCUGACCUGGUGUAACAGGAAAUGUCACCCAUCCUGACAGUUAACAUUUGAAUUGACCCUCACACCAGCCUCAAUGAUCCCUUGCCCACUGCAGUUGCAAGUGAACGUUUUGGUGGAUCGGUAUGGAAACAUACAGUGACCAUAUGUUCCAGAGCCACACAUUCAACAAUGUACAUUGAACUGUGGGUUCCAAAACGUGUAUGGCUGCCCCAGCGUUGUUUUCUGUCAUUAGAUAUGCCACAUAUUGCCACAUCUCCAGCUUUACAGAGCAGGCAAGCUUCUGACCUCCAUACUUUGUGAAGAAGUAUAGAUGUAUUACAUCUUAUCAUAAUGUGAUGGACUUAUUACCUAUCAGCCACUUUCCUCAGAUGUUCACAACAGUAGCAUAGAUCCAUUGUACCAACUUCACCACUUUUGAGGUUAUAGUUCCCAACUGCAAUGCCACUUUAACUUGCCCUUUGCUAAAGUCAUUUACAUCAUUAAAUGUACAUGUUUGCAGCUCAUCUUACUGAUAGAACAAAAAGUGUAAAUCUCUGGUCUGCUUAUAUACUUGUAAUCUGCUUACUGCAUCAUGUGCAUACAACGCGGCAUUCAUUCUCCUCAUGAAGAGUGUUCAUGACAUUUUUGCCCAUCAGUGCAUCUUCAUGUAAAUGGGUCAGAUGCGGAAAUGUGUAAUCUAAGAAAUUCAUCAUGCUUGGUUGCCAUUUACACUAGUGCACAAUAGCUAUAUUUUUUGUGAAAUAUUUUUGUUUCACAAAGCUCUGUACAUAAUUCAGAGAUAAUAUAGGUAAGUGUUAUCCAACAAAGCUCUUAAUUACUUGUUCAGCAUCUAAUACUGCGAAAGUCCUACAAAAAAAAAAAAAAAUAGGUAAACAAACAUUAGGUGUUAUGAUUUGAUUCCAGUUUUUUUUAUACACAAGAACAACACUUGGGAGAGCUCAGAACGUGAGCACUAAAUAUUUCUUGUGUUAUAUUCAAAGAUGUUUCCAUUGUGGGUAUUUUUCUUAAUUUGUGGUAAAUAUACAUGAGGUUUUUGGAAAAUUGUACUUAUGCUUCAGUUUCAAUUUCAGAAUGAUUGUUUUUAAUUUUGAUUUCCUACCUAUUUGUUAUUGUUGAAAGUGGCUUAGUAUGUUUCAUCAUAUGUGUAACAAUGGGAGAUAGUUAUAAUUAAGUGAUUGGCACUGUUCUGUGUUGCUACACUUCAGCUGUGACACUUUGUAGUGAUAUGAUUACAUUGUAUUUCAUCUUUCCUAUGAUAGUACAUCCACAACUGCUGUAUGGGUUAUUCAUACUAGACAACAUCCGCAUACAUUUGUAUUAAAUAUUAUUUUCCAAUAAAAGGAAAGAAAAACCGGGUUUCUGGACAAUAGCCUUAUAUUCCAAUGAAUAUGAAAAUGUACUACAAAGUGUGGCGACUAUACAUAAUAUGAAUCUCUAAGAAACAGUAAAAUUUGUAGUAAC